This is a messenger RNA of Spodoptera littoralis (African cotton leafworm), 1005 nucleotides long. The record is from the annotation of a GenBank genome assembly. Lineage: Eukaryota; Metazoa; Arthropoda; Insecta; Lepidoptera; Noctuidae.
AUGGCUCCCAAAUUAAAGUUUGCUGAUGGUGAGAAAGUGUUAUGUUUUCAUGGACCGCUAAUUUACGAGGCAAAAUGUCUUAAGAGUUCUGUAACGAAAGAUAAACAUGUGAGGUACCUCAUACAUUACGCGGGAUGGAACAAAAAUUGGGAUGAGUGGGUCCCGGAGAGUCGUGUGCUCAAGUACAAUGAGGCUAACGUGCAGCGGCAAAAGGAAGUCCAGAGAGCACAUUCGGCACAGCCAACUAAGACUAAAAAAACUCCUGCCAAAGGCCGCAAAUCAGAGCCAGCAGCUAGUGCUACACCAGCUCGGGAGGAAUCUAGGGCUUCCACUCCUGCAGGAAAAGAAGUUGAACCAACUCCGACACCAGCGAAGGCAACCAAGACUCAGAGUAAAGAUACUCCAGCGGAUUCGGGCUCUGAUCAGCCUAAGAAGAAGCGCGGCCGCCUAGAUUUGUCCAUUGAAUCGGAGGAGCAGUACCUAGCAAAGGUUGAGGUGAAGAUCAAAAUCCCUGAGGAACUGAAAGUGUGGCUGGUUGACGACUGGGACGUGAUCACACGCCAGCAGAAGUUGGCCAUCCUACCGGCGAAACUUACCGUCUCACAGAUCGUGGACAAUUACCUAGCAUUUAAGAAAUCUAGUAAAUCUCACAACCAGGCUAAAGAGUCUGUCCUACUCGACAUCACAGAAGGAAUCAAAGAAUACUUCAAUGCAACCCUUGGCUCCCAACUCCUUUACAAGUUCGAGAGACCCCAAUACAGCGAAAUUUUACAAGAAUACCCUGACACGCCAAUGGCCCAAAUAUACGGCUCCAUACAUUUGUUAAGGUUGUUCGCCAAAAUGGGACCAAUGUUGGCCUACACGGCAUUGGACGAAAAAUCCUUGCAGCAUGUUCUGACACAUAUACAAGAUUUCCUCAAGUACAUGGUAACUAAUAGAUCUACGCUUUUUAAUCUUCAAGACUACGGCAAUGCAACACCUGAAUAUCAUAGAAAGAUUCAGUAG